Molecule: messenger RNA, 2693 nt
Organism: Belonocnema kinseyi
Lineage: Eukaryota; Metazoa; Arthropoda; Insecta; Hymenoptera; Cynipidae
Exons: 15
Source: RefSeq, a predicted model, not a curated record
UGGUAAAUGCUUUCUCAGCGCCCAGUCAUUCUAAAAAACUUAUUGAAAUCUUUACUCUGAAUUUUUUUUAAAUGUAUGGUUUUCUAAAGUCUAUCUGAAACUAUAAAUAAUUUCUAAUAAAUUAAUGUGAAGUUUGCCUAAACGCGCCAUGAUAAAACAACGUUGUUAAUUAAAAAGUGGUGAUUCAUUUGUGACAGAGUGAUACGAGUAAGAAAACAAAUUGGGUCAUUCUUCAUUCCAAAAUAACAAUGUAUUCGAUUUUGUGUGCAAUUGUUUUUAGUUUAGUGGUUAUCCUUGGACCAGAAAAUGCAUUUUCAAGUAUGACACCUUCACUUCUUGAAUGCUAUAACACCACUUACAUUUUAACCCGAGAUAAUAGAUUGCCUCAUAAUACGAUUAGUCUGAUUGAAAUUAUACGAAAAAUUGAAAAUACGGAGGGUCUUGAUAUGGACCUAAGAGUGUUGUCUGUCGCACUUUUACACAGGUUUAGACAAGACGGCAUUGUAUUUGAUCCACUGGCCAUACCCGGAAAUGGAAUUUUUCCUUAUGCGCCAGAUGGUUACAAAGUUAAACGAUUCAAGCAAAUUCUGGGUACCAUACCGGGAAAUGCUCACAGAUUUCCCAAUGAUAGUAUUUCUAUCAUUGAAAGAUGCUCUUUACAUUUUAUGUUAUCGAGUACCAUAGAACAAUAUAGACGAGAUGGCGAAGAUUCAAUUUGUAAUAGAGGAUUAGAUAACGCAUAUCGACUUCCAAGAAGCAUUAGUGGCGGCUUGAAUGAAGAUGUUGAAAUACUUUCCGCUCAGCAAAUAGAGAAACUAUCAAGCAGCAAGCAAAGAGAAGCAGAAAGUGAAGUCGAUCCUAAUUCCUUUUAUCCGGAACUUCCACCGAACCAUCCUGCCCGUGCAAAUUUGGAAAAUGUACCUCUCAGCAAUUGUCCUGUUGAAUCAGGAGUCAUCAAAACCAGAUGGGGAUCUGUUGCAGCAGGAACGGUUCUUGCAGCAAUAGCAGCUGCAAUGGAACCACAAUCUAUUGAAAUCGGUAAUCUUUUGACGGGCAAGAAUAUAAAUAGAGCUUUCUAUGAAAAUUCUGCAAGGCUGAACAACAAGUGGUUUGCUACAUUAGCUGGGGAUUUGGCGGAAGUGGCAUUGUUGCAAUUACCUUACAAACAACCUAACGAACGUUUUGUAAUUGGCGUGGAUGGAAAAUGGAACUCGACGAACUUGCCGAAAUGGUACUUCCUUAGUGCAAAAGACAAACUUGAAUUAACUCAAGCAGAAUUACGAGCCGGCAUUGAUGGUUUAAUUAUUGCACACGAACUUCGUUCAUGGUACGAAAUGACCAAUGGUUAUUUACGUCUCUCCCAAAUUCUGGACAUGUACUACAGUCCUCGAGGAGUAUUUAGUUCGUCAAAUCGAGCUUGCAAUCGCAGGGAUCUUUUCACAAAAGUCUCACCAACACAAACUUUGGAAGAACAGACCAUCAUAGCGAGUAAAGUUUUACAGGACAUAGGGAAAGGAUCAUAUGAUGAUAUUACCAUACUAGAGAAAAGUUGCAAAGAAGCUGCUGAUCAAGUGAUGCCUCACUUGGCUUCUGAGUUGAAUGACGAUCUUUCGUGUGCGGACACAGAUCGUUAUAAUGAUUUUAGUAGACCAUUCGUCGACCUCACGAUCGUUCUUGACACAACAUGGCCAUUCAAGAAUAUAAAACCAAUUCUCGCAAAAAUUCUCGAAGGUAUUGAAGUGGGCAAAUUCAAUAGUAAUUUCACCCUAAUCAGUGCUCGAAACGGAGAAGUGAUGAUAAACACAACUAAUACUAUAUUGGAUUGGUAUAACUUUACUGCAUCUGAAUACGAAAAAUUCCUUGUUGGAUUCAAUAUGCCAAAAACUAUCGAGGAUGUGAAAAAUAGGCUUGCGAGACAAUUAGACGAAGAACAGAAAUGGAGAAUUGGUGGAAGCAAUGCAAAUGUACUUUUGUACAUUCCAUAUUCGGGUUCGAUAUCAGAAGCUGAUAAAGACUUCUGUAUGGAACAUAUCAAGCAAAUGAAGGAGGAAAUUCCAGAUACUUCGAUCCUCUUUUUGACAUACGGAUCUAAGGAUCGAUGGACAAGUUUGGUAGAAAACUCUAAUACUGAUUUAUUUGCGAUUGGAAUCGGAGAGUCAAACAGCGUACUCUAUCCUCUUGAUUCCUUAAUCCCAAGAAUAAAACAAGUUCCUAAGCGUCUUAUAAAUUCACAAUGUGGAUCCAAAUACGAGUCCCAGGGAUCUGUGGAAUCUUUCACUGAUUUUGUGGAACCAAAUGGGGUCAACUUUUAUAGAAUUCAUCCUAACUAUUUUUUCAAUUCUGAUUCUACUUCCAGGAUAAAUAUUCAAGGAAGCGGAACUCAGUUGACAAUUUGCUCCUCUCGAGAAUUGUUACACGUAAAUAGAUCUCAAUCUGUUGGUUCUGAAUCCUGUAAAAUUAUAACGAGCGACACAUACAGAAUUGAUCUUUCAUGUGGUGACGCCAGUUAUAUUCAUCAAUGUCAGCCCUAUUACUUUUCUAUUAGGGCUAAUUCUUCUUCAACGCCAAUGUAUACUUGCACAGACAUGAACUUGUGUAGAUUCCCAGAUCAGAUCCGAUUCAAGAUAUCUUACGAAAACCUAGUUUGUAGAAGUGGAGCCAGUUCUAUCACAGCAAUGCCACUUAUCAUCAUA